GUAGACAUUAUUGUUAUUGACUGCAAAUGCCUCAGUGUUUUUGCUCAUUGGAAUGUGGUUUGACAGAUUAAUUAUAUGUUAUCAGGCAGUUGAAGAUCAGCUAAAGAUAUAUGGCCACAAGAGUGAUGCUGAUGUCUUUGAGUUGUUUCUUUCUAAGAAGCAGCUGACAGAGGUCAUGGAUCUUUCUAGGUUUAAAAACUUAAAAUACUUAUGGCUUCAUCAUAACAAGCUCCAUGGAAUAACAUUUCUAACUAAAAACUAUUGCCUGUCAGAACUAUAUCUACACAACAAUGAAAUAUUUGAUCUAGAAGGUCUGCACUGCUUGCCUUCCUUGAACAUUCUCCUGCUACACCACAAUGAGUUAAAAAACAUCGAUGCAACAGUGAAGGAAUUGAAGGGAAUGCUCAAUCUAAGAAUCCUAACUCUGUACCAAAACCCUUUGUGUCACUAUAACAUGUACCGUUUAUAUGUGAUCUACCACCUUCCAGCAGUGGAGAUGUUUGACCGAAAGUAUGUUACAGAAAAAGAAAGAAGAUCAGUGAUUCCUUUUUUUAACCAUAAUAAAGCACAUGUCAUUCAAUCAAUGGCAUUUGGAAGAAAAAUAGAUGCUUCCUGGGAUCCUAGAUCACCAUUUAAGCAAAAGCCAUCCCAUCCAGUACCUUCAGAUUUUGCUUUUGCGGAUAAUGUAGACAAAACUGUGUUUGACAAUCCAGAAGAUGCUGUUUUUGUCAGGUCCCUGAAGCGAUCAGUGAUGGUGAUUACCUCUCUGAACUGGGAUACAGUUCCGACGCGAGAGGAAAAGUACCUGGAAGAGAAGGGCACAAAACCCACUCAAAUGCUCACAAUUAAACUCAGAUGA
Molecule: messenger RNA, 859 nt
Organism: Otolemur garnettii (small-eared galago)
Lineage: Eukaryota; Metazoa; Chordata; Mammalia; Primates; Galagidae
Gene: LRRC72
Product: leucine rich repeat containing 72
Exons: 8
Coding region: 53-859 (268 amino acids)
Molecular function (GO): protein binding
Source: RefSeq, a predicted model, not a curated record